Mangifera indica (mango) is the source of this 2184-nucleotide messenger RNA. Its product is annotated as transcription initiation factor TFIID subunit 12. The record is from RefSeq and is a predicted model, not a curated record. Gene Ontology annotation, molecular function: protein heterodimerization activity; DNA binding; TBP-class protein binding. Gene Ontology annotation, cellular component: SLIK (SAGA-like) complex; transcription factor TFIID complex; SAGA complex. Gene Ontology annotation, biological process: RNA polymerase II preinitiation complex assembly; DNA-templated transcription initiation. NCBI's taxonomy places the organism in Eukaryota, Viridiplantae, Streptophyta, Magnoliopsida, Sapindales, Anacardiaceae. The transcript has 9 exons. Bases 175 to 1734 code for a protein of 519 amino acids.
GUUAAUUUCAUUAGAGUAAGGUGAGAUCACCAUCUGGAUAUUGCAUAUUAAAAAAUGUGCAUAUAAUUUUAUUGAGUUUCAUAAAGCCGGGGAGAGAACAAUUUCCUGUAACGCACAGGGCGAUAACCAGAACUCUCGCAACAAUCCCUCGUCUCAGUUUACCUCCAUCCCGCCAUGGACCAACAACCACCACCACCACAAACUCCUACACUUCCCACCACCUCCACUACAGCCACUGCCGAACCACCCUCACAACAACCACCACCACCAUCACAACAAGAACAACCAUCACCAUUACCCGCCACAAUCUCAACUACUCCUACCCCUUCGUCAAACCCUAACCCUAACCCUAAUCACCCCCAACCCGCGAAACCCACACUUACACCACAACCCAGACCGACCUCAUUUUCCAGACCCUGGCAGCAGCAACAGCAGCAGCCCUCACAUUUUUCUCAGUUCUCUUCCCUUCCUUCUUCCUCUUCUUCUUCUCCGUCUUCCUCUGCUUCCGCGCCGCAGAGGGGAGGUAUUGCCCUUGGGGUUCCGGCGCCCCGACCUGUGCCCUCUACUUCGCAACCCACGCCGUCCUUCUCGGCUUCUUUUGGUCAGCAGUUUGGUGGCUUAGGCCGGACUGCUGUUAACAUGCCUGAUUCAGUAUCUAAUUCCACUCCAUUGCAGGCAAGGCAACAAGUGCAAGGAAUGGGAAUGAUAGGAUCACUAGGUUCUGGUGCACAACUGCGGCCUGGUGGGAUUUCUGUUCAACACCAUCAGCAGAGGCCCACACAACAAUCAUCCCUCCGUCCACCACCAUCAUCUCCAAGUAGCCAAUCCCCUGCUACCCAGAAUUUUCAAGGUCAAGGUCUUAUGAGAGUCUCACCAGUGGCCUCCCCUAUGUCGUCUGCACCAACUGCAUCACAAAGUGUUCAGUCCCUUAACCAGCCAUGGUUGUCUUCUGGAUCACAAGGAAAGCCUCCUUUGCCACCCCCCUCUUCAUAUAGACCACAGUUGAACUCACAAUCCUUGCAGCAAAGGGCACAUAUCCCUCAGCAACAUGUUCCAUUGUCAACAACUUCACAGCAACAGCAUGUGUCAUCUGUGCAGCCACAGCAGCCCAAACCUUCUCAUCAGCCACAGGAGUCUUUUGGGCAACAAUUUCCCCCAUCAAGGGUCUCUCAAUCUUUAUCACAUCAACAACAAAUUUCAAGGGCACAGGCUUCUGCAGUUCACAAGCCUUCCUCUCUUUCAAUGGUACAACCUAGCACUGUCCGGCAGGGGACCCAGAGUAGAAUAGCCAAUGCAGAAACUGAUGAAUCUGGUAAUCAGAUUGUCGGCAAAAGAAGCAUCAAUGAGCUUGUUAACCAGAUUGAUCCAUCAGAGAGGUUGGAUCCUGAAGUUGAAGAUAUUCUUGUGGAUAUUGCAGAAGAUUUUGUGGAGUCUAUUACUACCUUUGGUUGCUCAUUAGCAAAGCAUCGGAAGUCAGAUACAUUGGAAGCGAAAGAUAUACUUCUACAUGUUGAACGAAAUUGGAAUAUGACACUUCCUGGGUUUGGUGGUGAUGAGAUUAAGACCUAUAGGAAACCGUUUACAAAUGAUAUCCACAAGGAGCGGCUUGCAGUGAUAAAGAAAUCAAUCAUGGCAACCGAAUUAACAAGUACUAAAUCUUCUGCUGGACAAGCUGCUGUAAAUUUGAAGAGUAACCUGGGAAAGAUACCUGCCAAUAUGAUAGGCUCUACAUGAACCAGUUUUUGAUGGUGCUUGAUGUUAGAUUCUUUUCUGCUAUAAAGAAGUUCCAUUUCAGCGGCAAAUUUCUCAUGUGGUUUCAUCUUCCUGUUGAGCGACGAUCUUUGAGACAGUUCUGCCAAAGUAACAAAGACCCUUGUAUCUAUUGUUGGCUGCAGAUGACUGAAAUCAAUAAUUAAAAUAAUUAUCAUAUCAGUAUGAAAAAAGAAGAAAGCAGAGAAUAUAUGAGAAUCAUUUUUUACUGCAAUAUCUUGAUUAUCCAGUUUGUUGUAGUUUAACUUAACGUACAACUCCGUCCUGAUUGCUGAAUCCACAAACUGCAUUGCAGCAUUAGGCACUCUGACCUAAGUUGAAGCAGACUACUUGGCUUCUCAGGAGGUGUGCUAUCCAUUUCUUAUCUACAAUUUCAAAAUUAUGAGCAAAAAUCAAAAUAAGCUAUUUAUGGUG